Messenger RNA from Rhagoletis pomonella (apple maggot), 5262 nucleotides. RefSeq lists its product as uncharacterized. Gene Ontology annotation, cellular component: extracellular region. The record is from RefSeq and is a predicted model, not a curated record. NCBI's taxonomy places the organism in Eukaryota, Metazoa, Arthropoda, Insecta, Diptera, Tephritidae. Gene Ontology annotation, molecular function: growth factor activity; cytokine activity. The transcript has 3 exons. Gene Ontology annotation, biological process: BMP signaling pathway; SMAD protein signal transduction. The coding region runs from base 752 to 4342 and encodes 1196 amino acids.
UAGUUGGGCAUGCGGUUCAUACUAGUUGUGAGGUAGUUUACAACUAGUAUAUUUGACUGCAGGGAAGGUAACGAUAUACAUACAUAUACCCAUAUAUAAACUAUAUAUGUACAUACAUAUAUAUGUUUGUACAUAUGUACAUGCAUCAUUACGCGUGUGUUUACUAUGCACACAUUUGUAUGUAUAUACUUACAUAUAUAUGUGCAGAUAUAAAGCUACCAUCGGAAUGCGUCCGCUUCCAACGUGACGCAUACACAUGAAAUUUAUGAAAUUUACAGCUUAGUAGAUUGUGCGUAUUUGGAUAUCCCACAUUUAUGUGCGAGAAAACUGCCGGAAUUACAAAGGGUAUUUUUCAGAAGACGCGUGUGAAGUUCUCAAUUUACUCCCAAAAUGCUUACAGCCAGUUUCACGAAAGCAAUUUAAGUGAAAAAUUAGUAUUUGUAUCUGGAUUUAUUAGAAACUGAGAGAAGGUAAAAAUAAUUUUUUCUCUUAAAUUACCAGUGAAACCGCCAGAUACUAGUGAAACCAAAAUAAAUUAUGUAUGUACAAAUGAGUGAUAUGUAUGCCCGUUCCUGCAGCGCGGAAGUCGCCAAUCGGGCGGUCACUACCAGAUGCACAACAGUAUACUCAAUUGUCGGUUUCAUGAAUAUGCGCCACAUACGAAACGGAUCUCUUCUGAUGAGCGUCGAAAUGUCUUUAAAAAGAUGCCAAAACUCAUCGCGACCUUCUUUAACUGGAAAAGACGGCGCUAAUGAUCAAAACGCAAAAAAAUAUUCACCUGAGUAUUCGGAAAAAAUAUCAUCAAAGUGAAAUUAUUGCUAAAUGCGAAUAUGAAGGACUGUGCAACCACAAAAAUGACUAUUUCAUCAAGGAACUACUAAUGUAUUGUAGCGAGAAAAAUGCUUCAGAGGAUACUGCAACACCAGCACCCAUCUAUCAGUGCAUAGUGAUUAUAAUGCGGCUAGCGUCGCGACUGGUGCUGAAGGGUGAAAAUCAAUGCACGCUGUCAUUGUUUGAGCCGUGGCCACUUUCGCAUAGGCGACCACCAAUGUUAUCUGCACCGACUGUCUUAAACUGGCCAGAUGUUGGCCACAAUUCGUUCGUCAUCAAAGUCUUACAGCUGUACGGUGUCAAUGCUGAGGUGCUGUACCUACACGACGAUGAUGCCGGUGGUAACCACAUUGGUGUUGGGGUUGGAAAUAAAAGACUGCAAGGGAAGGAAAGUGCUAAAAGCAAACACAACCAUAAUGGCUAUAUCCGACGAAGUAUUAACCACAGCCACAGUUUGGGCAAUGGCGGUAAUUGUGAUGAUGAUGACCCCGACUUUUGCAAGGGCACCAACUACAGUUACAUGUGUGUGCUCGAAUAUAGACAAACGCAAAUCAUGAUAAAUAUUACUAGUGUCAAGUCGCAAACAGCAUACAGUUACUACCUGCCACAACAAAAAGUGUGCGUCAGUGCACGACACGAGCUAAGAAGAGGUGGCAGUGAAUCAAUAAAAAGAACAGCGUCAGUGCCAGUGGCAGCAGAAAAAAGUCAAGCAAAAACAACAGCUACAGUCUCAUCAACGGCAUUUAACGCAUCUCGUGCAUUGACAACCACAACAGCAGCCGAAAGAAAAUCAAUGUCUUCGGCUGAAAAGUUAACGCAGAAUACAAUUUUAGAUGCGGCUGUUACUUCAAGCAUCCGAUCUGAGCGGACUACGGCUUUGUCGACCCCAAUCACAGUAUUACGCAAACUAAUAGCGCUAACUAAAAAAGCAACAAUUACAACGACAAAAUCGACUGCAACUUAUGGCUUUAUUCGACAUGUAUGUUUACUUGCAGCAUUGCUAUUAUCGGCAUUGACGGUGAAUCAUGUGAAUGGACAACAUUUAGGUUCAAGAGGAGCAACAAAGACGUCCACUAUACAGCCGUUUAGAAAUACAACAGAAACAACAAUACCAGUGAGUGUGAUAUCGACGCUCGAAAUUGGUGAAAGUGCCAUCUUAAAGGAUAGACGAACUAAUAGUAGUGAACGUUCAAUAAAAAAUCUGUUACCGCAAAACCAACUACAGCAACUUGACCAAAAACGAACGAUUGUUGACAUGCAAGUUGAUUUGGGGGUUAGUCAGUGGCGUGCACUAGUGGAUAAUUUUACAAGUGUCUAUGACAUAAAAAAAUACCAACCUACCUCGAAUAAAGUGAAAUCUGCCGAUAUCACGGUCAUAAAUCAAAGAGAUGGCGACAUCUAUCGGCAGGAAACCACGCAGCACAACACUAAACGUUUCCUCCAGUCCCCAUUCAUCGCUGCAUCGUAUUCAAUGAGUAGGUCUCACGAGCGCAAUAUCACAUUGGAUCAACAUUUAAGCCAAAUUACUGUGGAAGCACCUAAAAUAGAAAACGCUUAUAAGCGCGACAACAGUCCGAUACAUUAUAGUCAAUUCAAUUAUGAUAAAUCAUAUAUUAGUGACUUAUUUAACCAGCAGCCAAAACGAGGUUGGCCACAACGAACCCCUACAAUAACGGCACACACAACAGCAUUAUCAGUAGCAGUACAUAUAAGUCGCAGUGUAGUCCCAGGACGGCAGAGGCGCCGGAUCAGGCGCAGCGCAGAAGAUUUUACUGACACACAUCUACGAAAUAGCGGCGGCACCGAAUUGAACACUACUACCAACAAUAACGAGCAGCAUUAUUCAAGAGUGCGCGGACAUAUGCUGAAAAUCAGAAAAAGACAGCAACAUAACGCAAAAAUGCGUUCGCAAAUUUUUUACGGCGAUGAGGACACAGUUCGCGAUGCCUACAGUGAAGGCUAUGUUGUGAAAUCAUUAGAUGUCCUUGAAAACCCAACGCUGGUCAAAUCUCAUGGCGCCUCCCUUAGAAACUCUAUGAAAAUAAUCGAUUCCUUUAUCACCGAUAGCAUUAAUAAGAAUACUCACUCGCAAUUCGCAGCCAGUGAGGUUAAUAAGAAGUUGCUGAAGCUGGUGAUGGACAGCUUGCAUCUACAGAGGUUACCGGAUAUGAAAAAAGUUAAUGUUAGCCAACGAGAAUAUGUGACCAAGUAUCGUGAGUAUUUGUUGCGCGUACACGAACGAAAACGACGUGAACUAGCUGAAUUGGCAUAUACGAUUGAGGACCCUGUCGAGUGGCAAAUGGAAAAUGCUCCAUUGCAUAUUGUUAGCAUCGCCCCGAACGCCACCGAAUUCGAACAGUAUUGGCGAAGAAAACGCAACAUUCUGAACGACUCAGAUGAGGACGAAUAUGACGCUGAUGCCGCUACCGAUCAGGAAACAUUCACCGAUAACUUUGUAUUACCACGUAUGCAACGCAAUAAAGACGGAAAGUGGCGUCGACGACUAAAAGGCAAGACUACGAUGGUUCUGCGUUUUGCCUUGGAAAAGAAUGCUGCUCAAUUGGAGCCCGGCGACGUGGAGGAGGCUAAUAUUCGACUUAUGCUAAUCCACAGCUCGGAAUUAGCUGUCAAGUCUACCAAGCCGAGUAAACAGUCAAGGUAUCGCGCCUGCCGCACAAAUAUCACCAAAAGCGGUAAGCCGCAAGCAAGCACAGAUACGCCUACAAAGCAGAAGCAUAUUCUAAAUUUGAGGGUGUAUCAGCGUUUGGGGAAGGGCAAACGCCUUUGGCUCGAUGGUCAUAAAAUGGAUAUCGAGGUGGAUUCCCGUCGUGCGGAUGAUACACAUAGCCAGUGGAUGCAAUUCGAUGUCACCAAAGCUGUGGAGGCAUGGCUACGCGAGCCAAAGUCCAAUCUUGGGCUCGAGGUGCAAUGUGACAUUUGUCAACGAGUUGGUGCGCGCAUACUAAACGACAUGACGUCGUCUACCAACGUUGACGAUGCCAAUGCUGAUGAUGCGAAAUUGAUGCCGGUUUUAAACAUCAUCGGUCGUAUGGGCGUGACGUACAAGGAGAUGAGGUCGAAUAAACAUUCCAAUUCCGCUGAGGCAACACUCUACCAUCAUCAUAAAGUUGCAACGCUGUCAAAUGGCCGACACCUCUCCAAUGCUGCACUAGAUAAACAUACCUGCCAUAAGGGCAAUAAACGCUGCUGUCGACACACAAUGGAAGUGGUGUUCAAGGAAAUCAAAGGCUUUGAAUUCAUAAUACAGCCGAAAGUAUUCGAUGCUGGCUACUGCCACGGCCGCUGUCCUCCGCGCUACAACCCCGCCCACCAUCACGCCAUGUUGCAGAGCCUGAUUUGGAAGCAAAACCGUGAGCGUGCACCGCGUCCAUGUUGUGCACCCUCGAAGCUGGUCGAACUCGAAGUUUUGCACCUAGAUGAAAAAAACAGCGAAAAACUAAAGAUCUCAACGUGGACUGAUAUGCGAGUUGUCGAGUGCGCAUGCUCGUAAGUGCUACAUGGAUGCAAUAAUUGGUAAAAUAUCGGUAGGACUACCAAUGUGUGAUAGCGGGAAGAGUUCUAUAAGUAGUAUCUAAUAUAACAUUAUUUAUACACGAACAUACAUCAUAUAUUCAUAAACAUAUAUGUACAUACAUAUAUACCAACCUGUUUACAUAUAGGUAUAUCUAUGCAUACAUAAAUACAUUUACAAGCACUGUACACUUUCGAAAAAUUUACUCUAAGGCUGCGUUUGAACAAACUCCUUUAAUUGGAAAUUAAUUUAAAUUUAAAUUUUUAUUUGAUUCUAAAUUAAAUUUUUUCAGUUUCAAUAAGCCCUUUAUUUAAGUGAAUAUAAAUAUGGUAGUAAAAUCAGGGCUAUUUUACAAGUAAACAGCUGAUACACAAUAUUGCGGUGGGCGUAUAUUGAUUAACUGUGUAACAUCUCUGAGUGUGGUUAUUCAUUUUAUUUACGUGAAGAGCAUAGGUCAUUAAUUAAAUUAAAAACAAAUUAAGUUUCAUCGAUGAAACCAAAAAUUUUUAAAUAAAAAAAAAUUUUUUCUUAAAUUAAUCUGGUGAAACGCAGCCUAAAAGUCUGAUUAAGGCAACUUAACGGAACUUAGAACUUAGAAAAUCUAAAUGAAACAGAUUUCGGCGUGGCAUUAAGUUACGUUAAGUUUCGGCAGUUCAAUUAUAGGCAACAUCCAUUUGAAUUUUUGUGUGAGAGCCUUGUAAAUUACUUUAAAUUGCCAUAAUCAGACCAUAAUGCAAUGCCGGCCAAAACGUGCACAUUGUGCAGUUUUUCCUUCGUGUUUUCACACCAACGCUAACGAUGUGUAAGCUGAAUUUGUGGUUUCGCUUUCCCCAAAAUGAAUUUUGCUACAUAUUUAAAGCACUUAUGCUAUUUUUUUAUUAAAAGAAACAACAAAUAUC